Caenorhabditis angaria is the source of this 1620-nucleotide messenger RNA. The record is from the annotation of a GenBank genome assembly. NCBI's taxonomy places the organism in Eukaryota, Metazoa, Nematoda, Chromadorea, Rhabditida, Rhabditidae.
AUGUCUGCACUCGAAAAAUUCGUGAAUGAGCAGAAAAAGAAAACUGGAGGUGGAGGAAUGUCAGGAUCUGCAUCUUUUUCCAGCUUUGACUCAUUUCGCAACAAAUUAUCCAAUUCGAUAAGGUAAUUUUAAACAUAGAACAAAAAUGGAAAAAUUAAAACUUUGGAUUUUCAGCGGCAUUCCACUCGUGUCUAGAAGUGAAACUUCAGACAGUACUCAGUUAUUGGUUGGAGGUGGAGAUGGAGAAGAAUCACAGUUACCGACUGGAAAAAAUAGGUGACUUUUUUUUAGAAAACAAACUAGGAAAAACUUUUCCUUCGAAAACUCACAAAACGUUAUUAAAUUUCAAAUGUUUGCAGUCCGAAAAACUCCCAAGAUUUCCGAAAUUCCAGAAAAUCUGUUUUCAAAUUUUAUCCGAAAGAAUGAAAAAAUUUCACUGUUUCAAUUUUUUCAAAUUUCAUUUCUUGUUGGAUAAUAAAGAAAAAAUUAUGAUUUUUCUAAAUUUCUCAAAAAAUCACUGUUUCAAAAAUUUACAUUAGACCAAAAUUCAGAGUUAUCAUGUUCUCAAAAAAGGAAAACUUUUGAAUAGUUGAUUUCUGAAAACUUGAGUUUUGAAAAAAUAAUCCAGAGAAAAUACAGAACUAUCAUUUGUAAAUUCAGAUUUCAUUGAAAAAUAAAUCACUGUUUCAAAAAUGUUAUUAUUUUGCAAAACUAAUUCUUGAGCUUUGAUUGUUCUCCAAAAAUUCCAAUGGUUUUUCCUGUCAACAUGUUUUUGUUGAAAAAAAAGCAAUUCUAAUUUUGUGGUUUUUUCCAAUAAAAAAAAUUAAACAAAUUUAAAAUCAUUUUUCAAAACGUGAAAUAACUUGUCAAGUUCUCAUUUUUCAUUUCCAAAAAUAAUUAUAUUCCAGAAGAAAUGGUGGCUGGUUUUCUUCGUCCUCAACUCAAGAAGAAAGUUUUUUCGGUUUGACUCGAACUCAAAGAAUCAUCGCAUUUUUCAUGUGUAUUAUUGGAUCGAUUUUCUGCUUUUCAACGGUAAGAAAAAUCCCUGGAAAAUAAAUUGGAGUAGGAAGGAGAUAAAAACAUUUGGAAUGGUUGUUUUAAACCACCCUCAACUUUUGUUUGACAUAACCAACUGUUCUUUUUUGAUGUUGGAAGGAAAAGAAGCCCGAUCUUUGACCGAUUUAACAAAAAUUUUAAAGAUUUGAGAAACAAGUGGAUUAUAGAUCUCUAUGACGUGGGAAAAUUUGAAAAAUAUUAUUAAACUUUUUUCUGCUGAUUCAACAAAGUUUUAAAUAAAUUUGAAUUCACAAGCUGAACCAGGCAGACUUGAACAAAAAUUCCAUGAUUUUCCCAAACAUCCAAUGUUUCUUCCAGGCCGCAAUUCUAAUCCCUGUAAUUUUGGUAUCAACUCGAAAAUUUGCCGCCUUGAACACUUUGGGAAGUGUCAUGUUAUUGUUGAGUUUUGCUUUUCUAUUGGGUCCCAAAUCCUAUUUUCAACACAUGGUUUCGCCGCAGAGAAGAUUGGUUACAGUUUCGUAUAUUUCUGCGCUUUUUGCCACGUUGUAUUCGUCGUUGUGGGUUAGUUUUUGUGGGAAAACGGGAGGGGGAGAGUUUUUGUAA